Naegleria lovaniensis is the source of this 1836-nucleotide messenger RNA. RefSeq lists its product as uncharacterized. Lineage: Eukaryota; Heterolobosea; Eutetramitea; Acrasida; Naegleriidae. The transcript has a single exon. The record is from RefSeq and is a predicted model, not a curated record. The coding region runs from base 1 to 1836 and encodes 611 amino acids.
AUGAGAUUCAAUAACCCAUUUCCAGUUUUUACAGAGACUGAAAAAAGUAUUUAUCCACUUGUGUUGAUGUUUUCAUGGGACAACAUUGCCCUUGUUCAAAAGGUCGAACAACUAUUCACACAAUACUUUACACGGCCAACACCUUCCAAGAGUAGGUCAGAUUUAUUUGGUCCAAUGUCGCCAGUGAGCACGUCAAAUUCUUUGGGGACAAGCUUGUCUCCCGAAUCUGCAGAAUCUCCUCAACCCAACAAUACGAAAGGAAAUAAGGACUUCCUAAAGUAUUUUUGUGGAUUUGAGAUUAGUGAUGGCAGAAAACGAUUGCUUACAGUAGAGGCCACAUCAAAGGAUGCUCUUCGAUUUUUAGUAGGCCAUGUAGAGAACUAUUGUAACAAGGAAAUGCUUCCUGUGAAGAUUAUGUACGAUUUUUCAUGUUUUUAUAGCCACCGUCUCUAUGAACAGCUAAUUGGUGUUAGUUCAAAGUCUGUCGACAAAGUGGAUGAGAAAAAAGGAGCAGGAAGGAGACCGUCCGUUCAAGUUAUACCUACUGAUGACACCAAGAAAGGUAUCACACGAUUACGACUUCAAGAUACAUUUGAAAAUAUUUUAUCGAGCAAAGAGAUUUAUAUCAAGAACAAGAAGGCGGAAGAUUUAAAAAUUUUGGCAGCACUGUCCAAAGUUUAUAGCAUUUUCUCUACCGAUUCAGUGGAACAAAUCAUUGAAAAUGGCCUUCUUCCCGACUCGUGUAAUUUAAUGAAUAUCAAGGAACGAUUUUGUGAUGAUACUCUUAUUGAAGUAGAUAAUUUGUUAGUAUUUAACCAAAAGAAGAAAAAGAUUGAGGACCAAGAAAUGCAAAGGGCCAAACGAGAGACCGAACAUGAAGAAGUAUAUUCAUCUCCUGAAACAAUUGAUGAUUUGGCUAUUCAUUUGAAUGAAGAAGUUGGAUUUGAAGGAAUUCCUCUAAUUGAAACUCCAGCUCACCUUCCACCUGCUGAAAAAAUUAUUUUCGAAGGAGAAGAAAAACGAAAAAAGGCACGAGUCAGAGCAUUCAACACCAAUCCUUCUGGAUAUUCUUUAGAAGAGGUGUCACAACCUGAAAAGAAGUUUUGGAUCUACAUUCCACAUCUCAAGGGUCACAUUGUUGCUGCCUUCCCUCCCAUGACUAAAGAGUUACCUCCUUUUAAUUUACACAGUUACAUGACUGGAACCUUGAUUCGAUCCGAUCGAAAACAUCCACCUCCAAAAAUUAGAGCCUAUACCAAUUUUAGCAGUGCAGGAACAAGGAGUAGAAAACCCGAAAUUACCAUCUCUCCUGAUAUUGUGUAUUGCAUCAUGGUCAAUUCUUGGACACAACGAGCAAGUACUCAAAUUGACAACAAACUAGACUACAAAUUAAGACAGUCGUUGAAAAGUCCAACAACAACGAAAAAUCACAUUUAUGAAAAUUUUCAAAACGUGUAUGAGCUGUCUCGACAAUCCGCCAAUUCUAAACACCGUGACGAGAUGGAAAAGAGCUCGAAAAAGUACAUGACCGUACCGACCUAUCCUGAAGAAAGAAAGAACUUGGAGAAAACUUUGGAAUUACGUCAAACAACACCUCCAGCUCAACCAUGGAUCAAUCGUGGAAAAACAACGUCAAGGGAAGACAAUCGACAUCCUAAGCAUUUGGAUCAAGCACGAAUUGAUGAAUUGAACAUGAUUGAUUUAUUUGAUAAGAAUCUUUCCACCAUGCUAAGAGAUAGUUCAGCAAGCUCAUCGGCAGCGUCGAAACGCACAGGUAACAGUGUCAACAAUUUUGCCAAUCCUUCGACAUCGGUCAAACUUCCAAAAAUUAAAUAA